Molecule: messenger RNA, 3494 nt
Organism: Amoebophrya sp. A120
Lineage: Eukaryota; Dinophyceae; Syndiniales; Amoebophryaceae
Source: the annotation of a GenBank genome assembly
UCACGGCUCUCAUUUGUCUGGAACGCCGGUGUUGUGUUACUGUGCACAAUUGGCGAGCAAAGUAAAAACUAUGGAUUAUCUUCAUAGAACAAGCAGCAUUUGCCUUUGCUAGUGAAAGUACAGGAAGCAGAACUAGAGCACCGUGGCUUCUACCAACAAAGGACAGAACGGGAGGAGAAGAUUCUAAAAUGAUACAACGCGACCGCGGUGUAGUUCCCGCUCAGCUUAAUACUUCUCCAACCUGCUACAAGAAGAUGCUGACAUCAACUUUUUCGCUCGCCCUGCUGCAGCUCAGCUUUUUCUCCAGCGUGAUGCUGACGAAAGCCGAGCUGGUUUCCAAGUUUGCCGUGGAGGAGAAGGAAGAGGAAGCCGAAACGGGUAUCCUCAGUACAAACGUCCCCACCCCAUAUUUGUAAUGCAUACCUGCAUGUGCAUGCUGAAAGUGUUUGUCAUCCGGAGCCCCAUGAGAAGCAUUUUCUAAUUGUGCUUUGGAAUUUGUCAUGCUGCAAUCAGCAUGAUAUACUAGAUCUGUGAUGCCUCUGAACUACCUCAAACAGCACUACGCUACGAGUCCAAAUUUGUCAUGGGGAACAGCCGAAACUUGUGGACUUGUCUAGCCGAUUCCCCAUCUUGACUAUGGGGUGGGGACGUUUUUACAUAGGAUAACGGGCGGCAUCAAGUGCGGACCCGACUGCUACGCCAACAGUCUGCGCGGGUCCAAGAAGAAACCCGGAGCAGCGGGGGAAGAGGAGCUGGCGGAGGAGCCGGAGGAAGAGGCGGAGCCCGCAGCGGAGGGGCCGGCGGAAGGUACUUUUACAAAACGAUGUGGAAAAUAUUUAACUUCUUAUGCGGGCACUGGAUCGGUUUUUUUUUGCAUUCCCAAUAGGAUUUGCACAUAGAAGAAGUUUUCAUGCGUUGGAAUGCAUGAGAGUUCGUAAAUCGUAAUAGAAGUUGUACCACUCUUGCGCAGAAGCAACACAAAGCACCAUGAUGAAUAUAGUCUAUUCAUUAAACUCUGAUUGCACCAAGGUAUGGAGCGGCUGGACAUCAAGAUUCAGAAGAAAAAAAUCACCAAAGAGGAACUAUGAGAGUGCACAAGUUCUGCCCCUUCCCCUCAUUUGUGCAUGCAAAAUACUUAUCAAAUGAACAUCUAUGUCUAUCGUCGAAGCACUGUCUGCAUGACAAACUCUGGAACUCCAAGUAGUACCUACUGCAAGCCAUAUGCACAUUUGUCACCGGGAGCCACAUAAUUUCUGCCCUUGCUUGUAUCGCUGCUCAUGCCAUACAAUUGAGGGGGAAGGGAGGUUGUGCACUCUGAUAGGAAUCCGAAUUGUUCCUGAAGCUGGACAUCGACCACAACAUGGUCUUGGACGGAAAAGAAGGGGGUGAGUGCCCAGUCAAAAAGGCGUAUCAAAUGCAAAAAUGUCUGGGUCUGGAAGGUUGGAACUUGUGAUGCUAGCUUUGCACUCUAAAAACAUCUGUACUGCAUGACCAGCAAGAGGAGUCUAGUUUGUGCUACGCGGGGAGGGCGUUUGUCAUGCGGAGUAGGCAUCAGGAAGCCCUCUAAAAAUCUGUAAUGCUAGGGCGUGCAUUACAGACGUCCUGGGUCAUGCAAAACAUGCAUGACAAGUCUCAGAAUUUUCCAGACCCAGACAUUUUUGCAAUCCAUAAGGCGGACGAGCUGGCGAAUCCGGAUCCGAAGAAGCGUAGGAUUUGCAAAUAUCGAUCUGGGUCGACGUCUGGAGAAGUGAAACUUGUAUUGCUUGGCUGGCGUUCCUGCAAAAUCUGUAUUGCCUGGUCGCGAAGCGCGAAAGCUGAAGCUCCGUUUAAAACACAUUUUUCAGUGUGCGCACUGCGCAUGGGAGUGCGUCGGACCCAAGAACUACUUAGUAGCAAGCUUAGAACUGUAGCUCGCGUCAUGAUGCACAGUUCAUCCGCAUCACAUAUUCAGUCCCAGACCCAGAUCGAAGAUGUUUGCAAUGCAUAAAGCGGGACGGAAAGCUGUCGGUGGACGAGCUGCACUCGGUCUGCGACACGAUCUGCAAGCCGGGCUCGGAAGCGGCCGCGUCUCUCGACGAGGCCACAGUGACCGCGGUCUGCAACUGCUGCCCCGCCAAAAGCGUGACCAAGACCAAGUCGAAAAAGAAGGAGAAGCAGAAGGAAAAGAAGGUCACCGUCACCAGCAACGCGGCGGGAGGAGACGAAGGUAUAGAUACUUCUGUGAGUUUUACCCUGAGCAAAAACUGCGUUUCCACCCCCGAGUUGUCAAGUUGGGAACUUAGCAGCACAAGAACCAGAAGUUCUUUUGGGAGUUACACAUUGGAAAUUCUUUCCUGUAUAAUUGUGGUACAGUUUAGCACGCAUAAGCAAAGCCGCAAUGCAAAGCUGUUGUCUUAUCCUUAUUUCAGCAUUGCAAACUUUUCCAAAAGUAGAAACACUAGAAAAUACUUCUCAUGUUCUUGUUGGGGAUGCGCAUUACAUACUGUUCUUUUAUUGAUUGCAAAUCUGCAUGACAUCAACGAACUCGACCAAAUCCAGCUGCCGGCGAGGGAUCCAGCUUUUUCCAGGAUGCCGAUGGCGCGAUGGAGCGGUCCUCCAGCGGCAGCGCACCGGUCCAGCAAACCUUAUCCCGCACAGAAAAUGCUCCUCCUACUGCUUCGCACGCAGUGUAGAAGUACUUACUUUCUUGUCAUGCGUAGUAAUUUAUUCCAAACAAUAGGUCCGCGCGUCGAUUGUCAUGUUUGAAAUUGCAUGAGAAAAAAGUGGCAGACUUUGUAGUUUUCCACUGCGGGUUUUUUUUCUGGCGGAUAAGAUUCCCUGCGCGGUGCCGGGGCAAUGAAGCAGGAGGUGUGAGGAGCGUGGUGGAAGCCGAAGAGGAAUGAAAAGGAAGAUGAUUUGAUUUCCAAGAAAAGUAGGAAUUGGGAAGGGAAACAAACGUACCAGACACAAUAAAUCAGACACAUUGAAUUAGGAGAAGCGAUGAACUACAACCCAAGUAAAAAUAUGCUACGUCUACUUUAGCAGGAGUAGGGGAAAAUAAAAAUAUUUAUGAUGUUGCAGGAUACUUGUACAAAUCUUGUAUUAAAAAUUCUGUAGGUGGUUUUAAGAGCAAUACCCCGACUCCAAAGCCCCCCCACCCCGAGAAUAAGUGCCUAAACCACGACGGGGCCAGAAGUUGUGAAAAGUUUGUACCAAUUGUUGUAUGAUAAUGGAAACGAUUCAGAUUUGAAAUACGAAAACGAGUCCAAAUGAUGAUAAAGAAUACUGUUGUACUGUAUCGGAAAUUAAAAUUCAUUAAUCACGCUAGCAGCAGCUAGAAACUGACCGGAGCUCUGGUAAUAGCUGCCUGCGAGCACGGUUACUGUUUCUGCCUCGGGUCGACGUGAUACAGCUUGGCGGGUUCAAUUUGAUGUCCGCAAUGGAGCAGUUGGGCGGUGAGGACAUAACGCCGGGACGACACCAGCACGGAUGAAACAUGUUGUCGUAGUCGGUAU